ACGCACCAGGGAACACACUGAUUUCACAGACAAUGCAAGAAAAGCUUUAGUGGAGCUAUAAAACAGAAGUGGAGUCACGAUGCCCUGGAUGAACCCUUUGGCCCGAAUCAGGGACGCUUGGCGAGGUCAAAGGGCGCGGGACAAGGAGCUACGGAACCUGGUGUCCAAUUUACCUUAUGAAGGACUGGACAAACACAAACAACCGAAUCGGCACUUUCCCGGCAAUGGCAUCAAGACGACCAAAUACAGCAUCCUCUUCUUUUUACCCAUGAACCUCUUCGAACAGUUUCACCGUCUGGCAAACCUCUAUUUCGUCGGUUUGGCUAUUUUGAAUUUCGUGCCCAUGGUCCAAGCGUUCGAGCCCGAAGUCGCCCUCAUCCCCAUCUGCGUGAUCCUGGCUCUGACGGCGCUCAAAGAUGCCUGGGAGGACUUCGGGAGGUACCAGUCGGACAAGGAGCUGAACGGCUUGCCCUGUUUCGUGUACAGCAGGAAAAAAAAGUGUUAUGUGGAGAAGCGCUGGAAGGACGUGAGAGUGGGGGACUUCGUGAAGGUGGAAUCCAACGACACCGUCCCUGCGGAUCUCCUGCUCCUGUUCACCUCAGACCCAAACGGCGUGUGCCACAUCGAGACCGCCAACCUGGACGGAGAAACCAACCUGAAGCAGAGGAGAGCUGUGCCCGGAGCCUGUGUCACUGAUCCUGAGUUUGAGCCCGAGUCUUUUACGGGCGUAGUAAUCUGUGAAAAACCCAACAUCAACCUGAACCACUUCAAGUGCUACAUAGAGAAAGUGGAUAAAGAAAAACUCGGAGCUGGAAUCUCAAACCUGCUGCUGCGAGGCUGCACCGUGAGGAACACCGGCUACGCCAUCGGCUUUGUGGUGUACGCAGGGCAUGAAACUAAGUCGAUGCUGAACAACAACGGCCCGAGGUACAAACGCAGCCGCCUGGAGCGUCGACUCAACGUGGACGUGAUCUUCUGCAUCCUCCUCCUGGUCCUCAUGUGCAUCAUCGGGUCUCUAGGACAUUACUUAUGGCUGGAGUCGAUGCCCGGCGUCCCCCUGUACCUCGUCCCACACGGCGACGGUCACCUGGACACUCCCAGUCUGGCCAGUUUCUACAUGUUCUUCAGCAUGAUCAUCCUGCUACAGGUUCUGAUUCCCAUUUCGCUCUACGUUUCCAUCGAGCUGGUGAAGAUUGGCCAGAUCUUUUUCAUCACAAAUGACUUGGAUUUGUACGAUGAGGACACAGACUCGAGAGUCCAGUGUAAGGCCCUGAACAUCACGGAGGACCUGGGACAGAUCCAGUUCAUCUUUUCCGACAAGACGGGCACGCUCACCGAAAACAAGAUGGUGUUUCGCCGAUGCUCCAUUAUGGGAAUAGAGUAUCCGCACAAGGAGAACGCUGUCCGUUUAUCCGUUCUUAACAAACGAGAUGAAGAUGAAGAUGUGCUCUUCAGCCAGACGCCGUCCACUAAACAGCCGUGGUCUCUGGACUCUGAGGAGCCGCCGGAGAAGAAAAGUGAGAGAACAAGCAAAAGCAAAGCCCACAGUGACGUCGCCUUCAGCAGUCCUCUGGAAACUGAGGUCAUCCCAGAUCAGAAGCUCCUCCGGCAGCUCGGGGGGACGGACAGGACAGAUGCCUACCUGGACUUUUUUCUGGCUCUCGCCAUUUGCAACACUGUGGUGGUUUCCAUGGCAACAGGGAAGAGACGGAGGAGCUCUGUGUUUCUGCAGAGGAGGCAGUCUACCCCGUUAGACACUUUCUCCAGUUUGAUGAAAAAACUCGGUUCAUGGACUUGUCUCAGGAUCCGCAGCACUCCAGACACGAGCCCGAGCGCACAGGAGCUCUCUGGGGACCUCACCGGGGGACAGACGCGUCACCUCCAUGUCCCUCCACGGGGCACUACCCCCGCGGUGCCCACAGACGAGCUCUGCUACGAGGCGGAGAGUCCAGACGAGGCCGUCUUAGUGCACACGGCUAAGGCAUAUGGCUUCGUCCUGCUGUCCCGGACCCCUGACAGCGUCACGGUCCGGCUCCCGUCUGGAGCGCAGCUCAGGUACGAGGUGCUGGACACUUUGACCUUUGACUCCACCAGGAAGAGGAUGUCUGUGUUGGUGAGACACCCCAUCUCCAAACAGUGCAUCCUGUACACUAAAGGCGCAGACUAUGCCAUUAUGGAGCUUCUGGAGACUCCACAUGGAGGUAAACUGCAGACGGACAUAGCGUCAGACACUCAACAACAUCUGGACUGUUACGCUAAAGACGGCCUGCGCACGCUCUGCAUCACCAAAAAGGUGCUGAGUGACAGAGAGUAUGAGAACUGGGCAGUGAAGAGACAUCAGGCUCUGACCGCGAUGGACGACAGAGAGCAGCUCAUCAUGGACUCAGCUGUGACCAUAGAAACUGACCUCUGCCUCCUGGGGGCGACAGGUGUGGAGGACCGUCUGCAGGACAACGUCCCAGACACCAUCAUGUCUCUGCGGGAGGCGGGGAUCAGGGUGUGGGUCCUGACGGGAGACAAGACCGAGACGGCGGUCAACAUCGGCUACGCCUGCAGACUCCUGGAGCCGGACGACCUGCUCAUCAACAUGAGCUGCCAAAACAAGAUCACCUGCACGUCGACGCUGAACUGCGCUCUGGAGGAGGUCAGGAGGUUCGCCGACGACCCCCGGAACGUCGACACCACGCCGGACAUCUCCCUGGUGAUCGACGGACGCACUCUGACCAUGGUGACGUCUCCGGACCUACGGGAGCGUUUCGUCGAUCUCGCCAAACGCUGCCGCUCGGUGCUGUGCUGUCGAGUCACGCCGCUGCAAAAAAGUCACGUGGUGAAGUUCAUCAGGGAGAAACUCAAGGUCAUGACGCUCGCCGUGGGUGAUGGCGCCAACGACGUGAACAUGAUCCAAGCGGCGGACAUUGGCGUGGGCGUCUGUGGUCAGGAGGGGAUGCAGGCCGUCAUGGCCAGUGACUUCGCCAUUUCUCGCUUCAAACACUUAAAAAAACUGCUCCUGGUCCACGGACACUGGUGCUACAGCCGCCUCGCCAACAUGGUCAUCUACUUCUUCUACAAGAACGCGGCCAACGUCAACUUGCUGUUUUGGUUCCAGUUCUUCUGUGGCUUCACCGCUAACGCCAUGAUCGACCACUGGCUCAUGAUUUUCUUCAAUUUGAUCUUCACUUCGGUCCCACCCGUGAUGUUUGGCAUCAUGGACAAAGACGUGUCUGCGGAGAUGCUGCUGGGUCUCCCCGAGCUGUACAGGACGGGGCAGGGCAAAGGGGAGUACACCUUCUUCACAUUUUGGAUGUCAAUGCUUGAUGCGUUUUACCAGAGUCUUGUGGCUUUCUUCGUCCCGUACUACACUUACAGAGGUUCGAACAUAGACAUUUUUUCGUUUGGAACUCCGUUGAACACGAUUUCCCUGUUUACCAUCCUGCUCCACCUGUCCAUCGAGAUCAAAGCCUGGACAUUCGUGCACGUCAUUGUCAUUGUGGGGAGCGUGUUGUUGUAUUUUGGAGUGACUCUGGCCUAUGGCUUCAUGUAUCUGAACUACAGCGGGUUCUGGACCCUCCAGACCCAGAUGGCCGACCCCAUGUUCUACCUGGUUUGUCUCAUCGCCACCGUCAUCGCGCUGCUCCCCAGGUACCUGUUUCACGUGCUGAAGAACUCUAUCGCCCCCUCCCCGAUCGUUCAGGCCCGGCAUUUGGACACACUGGAGCCGUCAGCGCGGGACCAAUGGAUGAAGGAGUGGAGGAGCUUCAGGGGAGGGGUCCAGGACAAAACCCCGGACGAGUCUGUCCCACCCUCCCCCUCACUGGAGAGCCUUAAUGAUGACUCUAUUAUGGACGAUGAGUUCACACUUAACGUGAUCACAGAGAGCCGCCACAGACCAGGCAGUCUAUGAGGAGAAGACACGAGACACUAAGGACAAGGAGUAAUCUGUUUUAUUUAUUCACAGUUGGAGGGACAUAUGUUACAGCGUCUCUUUUCUCGUCUCUCUGUGGAUUGUCCUGAUGAACCUGUUUAGUAAUGAGCUGAGCGGGAGAGCAGGCCUGUCCUCUCAGAGCACAAACACAGGACAUGUUUCAAAAUCCUCUUUGACUACAGAGUGCAACAUGAGGCUGGGCCUGAUGUGUUUAAGACAUAAAUGUGAAUAUAAAAGUAUUUGCCCUGAAUCGGUUGAGACGUGUUUAAUGUGCAGAGAUGAACACAGAGGUGACAAGAGUCUGAUAAUAAAAAAGUGGGUCCUGUGGAAAUCCAAAAGCAUC
Messenger RNA from Periophthalmus magnuspinnatus, 4265 nucleotides. It is a transcript of the gene atp10b, whose product is annotated as ATPase phospholipid transporting 10B. Lineage: Eukaryota; Metazoa; Chordata; Actinopteri; Gobiiformes; Gobiidae. Bases 80 to 3901 code for a protein of 1273 amino acids. The record is from RefSeq and is a predicted model, not a curated record. Gene Ontology annotation, biological process: phospholipid translocation. The transcript is spliced from 20 exons. Gene Ontology annotation, cellular component: plasma membrane. Gene Ontology annotation, molecular function: ATP hydrolysis activity; ATPase-coupled intramembrane lipid carrier activity; ATP binding.